Messenger RNA from Closterium sp. Naga37s-1, 2298 nucleotides. NCBI's taxonomy places the organism in Eukaryota, Viridiplantae, Streptophyta, Zygnematophyceae, Desmidiales, Closteriaceae. The record is from the annotation of a GenBank genome assembly.
AUGGUGCACGCGGGGACUGGCGAGGAAAGGGGAGCUUCGGGGGAGCGGGCGGAGCGGAAAGUUGCGCCGUUCGGGGCGUGGGAGUCCCCCAUCGGCGCGGAUAUGGCGAGCGGCGCGAGCCUGCGCUUCGGGGGGGCGGCGGUGGAUAGCGCGGGGCGCCUGGUGUGGGCGGAAGGCAGACCCACAGAGAAGGGUCGGGUGGUGGUGGUGAGGGAGGGGACACGUGGCGCAACCCCACUGGACGUCUCACCUCCCUCCAUGAGCGUGCGAUCCCGCGUGCACGAGUACGGGGGAGGGGCCUUUCUGGUCGCCCCAUCCCCUCCUCCUGCCACGUCAGCUCCCACGUCAGAUGCCACGUCAGAAGCUGGAAGUGUGCCGAACGAUUUGCUGAUCUUCUGCAAUGGAGCCGAUCAACGGCUGUACUCGCUCGAGAUGCCAUCCGACGGCUUACAUUCUACCGAAGCACUCCAGCCACGUCCGCUGACCCCUGUCGUGGAGCCACCUAGCGCGCUGCGAUUCGCUGACGCCCGGUUGGACGCACACCGGAGGCGAGUGAUAUGCGUGCAGGAGGACCAUCGCCAGAUCAACGGUGGCGGGGGCAGUGGAACAGAGGAGCACAGGGGCCAUGGCGAGCCGAGUAACAUGAUUGUGGCAGUUUCUCUGGACAACGAUGGGACUGAAGUCCCCGUGGUGCUGGCAUCUGGAGCAGACUUCUACGCAUCCCCACGCCUGAGUCCGGAUGGCACCCAGCUGGCAUGGAUGGAGUGGGACCACCCGCACAUGCCAUGGGAGAGGAGUCGGGUGAUGGUGGGGGCAUUCGAUGACGAUGGUCUCCUCACUGCCGUGCAGUGUGCAGCAGGAGCGGAUGCUGCCGUGGCUGAAGCACCCAUGGAACCCCUUUGGUCGCCACAAGGCGAUCUCUAUUUCCUCUCGGAUCGACACUCUGGCUUCUGGGCUCUGCACCAAUGGAACCCCGCAUCAGGCACAGCAGAAGCAGUGGCAGGCAUGCCGAAGCAAGGUGGUGAAGACCUGAUGGUGGAGGUUGGGGGACCGCUGUGGGUGUUUGGGAAUGCAAGCUACGCGUUUAUCCCUGGCAGCUCGCACCACGUCGCAGUCAUCUGCCAAGUGAAGGGGCAGUCUCAGCUGGGAGUCAUCGACACUCACACUCGCUCCUUCACACUCACUCCUCCCACUUACCCUCCUCUCACUCAGAUGUCGCACCUGGUGGCCGGCAAGGAUCGUCUUUUUCUGUGUGCUGGCGGCCCCUCCACCCCUCUCUCGUUCUUUGAGCUAAAACCCUCCCCAGAUAUGACCUCUCUACAGGUCAUCCACCCGCCCAUCCGUCCAUCAACAACCAUCGACACCACAUCCCUCUCCCCCUUCCUCUCCUCACCUCAAUGGAUCGAAUUCCCCACCACCACCCCACCAGCCCAAGCAACCUCACCAGCCGAUGCACCUCACACCACACCACACUCCUCUGCACCCAACCGUACGGCCCAUGCGCUCUUCUACCCACCUGCCAGCGGCACCUAUCAAGGGCCGGAGGGGGCGCUGCCCCCUCUGCUGGUGAAGUGCCACGGCGGCCCCACGGGGUGCCUUGAUUCCGCCCUGCGCCUGCCGCUGCAGUUCUGGACUUCCAGAGGCUUUGCUGUCGUUGAUGUCAAUUAUGGUGGUAGUACUGGGUAUGGCCGGGAGUACAGGGAGCGGCUGCAUGGGCAGUGGGGAGUGGUGGACGUUGACGAUGCAUGCUGCUGCGUCGAUUACCUGGUGCGUGCAGGGCUGGUGGAUGGCAGCAGGGUGGCCAUAGAUGGCUCAUCAGCAGGGGGCUUCACCACCCUCUCUGCUCUCACGUUCCGUUCCACCUUCAAGGCUGGAUGCUCCCUGUACGGGAUCGGGGAUCUCGAGGCUCUGGCUCAAAUGAUGCACAAGUUUGAAAUGCACUACACUGAUACACUUGUUGCGCCAUACAACACUCCUGAGGGAAAGCAGCUGUACAAGGAUCGUUCCCCGAUCAACCAUGUGGACAAGCUCGCAUGCCCCUUGCUGCUGCUGCAGGGACUUAAAGACCAGGUGGUGAGUCCCGACCAGGCCCGUGCCAUGCACGCAGCAGUGAAGGCAAAGGGGCUGCCGGUGGCUAUCGUUGAGUUUCCAGAUGAAGACCACGGCUUCAGAAAUGCGGACAACAUCAAGGCAGCACUGGAGAUGGAGCACGAGUUCUUCUGCCGUGUCUUGCUCAAUCUGCCUCUUCCAUCUGACAAGAAGCGGCUGACCAUUGACAAUGUUGAUGAAGACGCGUAA